Mucor velutinosus is the source of this 1602-nucleotide messenger RNA. RefSeq lists its product as uncharacterized. The transcript has 8 exons. The record is from RefSeq and is a predicted model, not a curated record. Gene Ontology annotation, molecular function: iron ion binding; oxidoreductase activity, acting on paired donors, with incorporation or reduction of molecular oxygen; heme binding. The coding region runs from base 1 to 1602 and encodes 533 amino acids. Lineage: Eukaryota; Fungi; Mucoromycota; Mucoromycetes; Mucorales; Mucoraceae.
AUGGAUUAUCAACUAGUAACAAAGCAAUUGGAAGCAUCCUCCCAAGAGAUCGUCAGACAUUUGGAUAUAUUUUCUCAACAGGCUACAAAAUACUUGUCUAGUCGAUCCAAUUUGGAGACUGUUGGAAAGAUUACAGCCAUUUCCGUAGCUACCUAUGUCGUUGCAGAUAGGCUAUACCAGGGCUUCUUUGGUCCACUCAGUAGUCUGCCUGGUCCAUUUUGGAGCAAAUUCAUCGCAUUUCCCAGAUUUAUAUUCAACAGACCUCGUGGGACAAGCUAUCAGCGUGUAUUAAGUCUUCAUGACAAAUAUGGAGAAGUUGUUCGCUUGGGCCCUACGUUUGUGUCAAUCGCUGAUAAGAAUAUGCUCAAACAAAUUCUCCUCACUGAAGAUUUCCCCAAGGCCAAGAUCUAUGAUGCUUUCCAAAAGAAGGGUGAUCACACCUUAUUCAGCACUAGAGACGUCGUUUGGCACAAAAAGAGAAGAAGACUUGUUUCUCCCGCCUUUUCAAUCAAAUACCUCAACUCGAUGGAGCCCCUCAUGGCCAAAGUAGCCACGUCGUUGAUCUACAAGAUUGAUAGCGAGAUUGCACUUCAUGGUGACAAGGACAACUACGCAAGUGUCGAUAUUUGGGGUUUAGCACAACGCCUUGCUCUUGAUGUCAUUGGCGAAACAGCCUUUGGACAAACAUUCAAUAUGGUCGAAAACAAUGAUCAUUUUGUUCCUAAAGCAAUCACAAAUGAAAUGAGAGAAACUGCCGUCAGUGUCUUGUAUCCUCUGGUCGCAAAAUUGUUUUUGAAAAACGGCGGUCAGCCUGAUCCUCAACUAAGAAAGUUCAUGACGGAUAUCAUCCAAGAUCGCUUGAAGAAGAGCAAAGAAGGGACAGAGCAGCGCAAAGAUAUCCUGCAAUUCUUGAUCAAUGUCCAGCAGACAGCAGAGGCUGAUGACAGCUUGACGGUUGACUCCAUUAUUUCUGAGACUACAUUAUUCCUGAUUGCAGGCUCAGAGACAACCAGUAACUCGAUUGGAUUUGCCUUUAUUCAUCUCCUGCAAAAUCCAGACACGCUGAAAAAGCUUUAUCAAGAGCUUGAUACUGUGGAUUUCGAACCUGGCCAAGUUGUCUUACAUCAUGAACAGGUGAAGCAUCUUCCGUAUCUCAAUGCUGUGAUCAACGAGACAUUGCGUAUGGACAAUGUUGCUGCUGCUGGUAUUUUUAGACAGGUUCCCAAAGAUACCAUGCUGGAUGGCCGCGUCUUUGUGCCUAAAGGUACAACCCUUGGCUGUAAUAUCCUGCAUGCCCAAAUCAACAGCAAGUACUGGCCUCAUCCUCAUAAAUUCAAACCAGAAAGAUGGCUCGAGAGCAACCAAAACAGCGGCGAGGUCAAUGACCUUGAGGCUUUCUUUACAUUUAGUGUCGGAACAAGAAAUUGUAUUGGCAAAAAUUUUGCCCUACAGGAAAUGCGCCUUGUCAUCUCCACCUUGCUCAAGACAUUUGAGAUCCAACCGAUUGAAGAAGAAAUAGAAGAAGCCAAAGAGCGACGACACUUUAUCACCUUGACUGUUCCUAACAGCAAGUUUAAUAUCAAGAUUAGACGCAGAGAAUAA